Molecule: messenger RNA, 2277 nt
Organism: Branchiostoma belcheri (Belcher's lancelet)
Lineage: Eukaryota; Metazoa; Chordata; Leptocardii; Amphioxiformes; Branchiostomatidae
Product: protein boule-like
Exons: 12
Coding region: 33-1193 (386 amino acids)
Molecular function (GO): RNA binding
Source: RefSeq, a predicted model, not a curated record
CAAUGUUUUAUAGUGUCGAUGAUUGCAUCUAAAUGGACUCUAGCUCAAAGAAUGACCAGCCUGCAGACGCUAGUGCCUCGGCUGCAGCCCUGCCCACCGCUAAUGCAUGCACACCUGCCGGCACCAGCAUGCACCUGGCAACACCUGUGUACCCCUGGUGGCAGUACCAGCAUGUGCAGAUCGGCACCCUGUUCAAGGACCGGGUUUUCGUCCGAGGCUUCGACCCAGAUUGCUCAGAGCAGGAACUGAGAGAAUUCUUCACCCAGUUUGGGGCAGUCCGAGACACAAAGAUCAUUGCUGAUAGGGCAGGGGUCAGCAAGGGCUAUGGGUUUGUGACCUUUGACAGCCAGGAGGCAGCAGACAAGGCACAACAGAAUGACAACCUCAUGUUCAAAGACAAGCGAUUGAAUGUCGGCCCAGCAAUUAGAAAGCAGGCCCCAUCACUGCCAUCACCAUUCAGACCAGAGUCAUCCUGUUCCCCUUACCUGGUGGACAUUGGUCCCGGUUCCCAGUCCUUUGUGAACAACCGGAGUCUGCCUUACGGGUACAUGUGUCCUGACAGCUUCCUGCCUCAACAGACAGUAGUUGGUCCGUCCGUGCCUCCAUCGUUGAGCCCAGCUCCCAUCAUGUUGCCGGCGGGACCUCCAGCCCACCAGCCGUGUAACAUGUACGUGCCACAGGGCCAGCCACACCAGUCUUACUACCCAAACACUGCUGCAGGCCAGCAGUACAGUACAUCUGGCAGGGAGUGGGCUCCACAGUCUCCCCCAGCUGCCAUGCAGGCUCCCCAGCCCGUGACCUUUGAUGGCUACGGUCCUGUGUACCAGGAGAUGGUUCCUGUUGAGAUGUCCUCCUUCCCCCCAGGUCGUGUUGUGAUGACAGCGCCGAACCUGCCUCCAGAGGCUUCUGGGUACAUCUCCAUGUCGGGAGUACCCAUCAUGCAGCAGGUACAGAAGGUGAACCCGCCGCCUGUACAGCCUCCACCUCCUCCUGUCUACACUCAGCACACCAGGAGACACACGAACUUCCAUGGCCCUCCCCCGACGCGCAGAUUUCCUAGAAUCGGCACGGGACGCCCCCGAUGCAUGCCGGUGCGACCUGUCAUGGAGGCAGGGAAGUCAGCCCCCCAGGAGGGACAACCAGUCCCCACCCUAACCCCCCCUCCUACCCCUACCCCCUCCAUCAACAACUAGUACCCCCCUCUGUCAACAACUAGUACAUCCACCAGUGUUUCAGAUAGAAACAAAACUACAGUCAAACCUGUACUGAUGAUCACCUCCACGUAAGGACCAUCUGGUCAAUGUGACUGACCACAUUUUGCUUGUCCCUUAGAUACUAUUUCCCUUUGACACAAGCAUAAAGAAUCCUGUCUAUAGUGACCACCUGUCCACAUCAGCCAGAUUUUAUCGGUCCUAAGUGGUCUUCUUGGGCAAUUUGACUGUAUAACUUUUUUCGUUGUGGAAUUGGCUCUGUGUUCAACAAAUUGUUGGUCUUUUUUUGUAAGGGCAUGGCAUAUUGCCAGAAUGACAUGUACUGACGAACAUUUAUUGAAGUCAAUACAAUGUGUCAAAUGUGCUAUUAGAGUUGUCCUAUUGUGAAUUUAUGACCCUGAAGAACACAAUAUUACGUGCCAUGUAGUGACUGUGCAUGCCCAAAACCUUUCAUGUGUAAAAGGGAGUUUGCUGUUGUAGCAUCACCACUUGUGUAUCAUCAUCACUUGUGUAUUUUGUGAGAAAAGAAGUGCCUUCAAAAUAUGUUGUAGUUUUCUUCACACAGAAGAUACUGACUCAGAGUAAGCCUAGUUAACCUCCAUUGUUUAACGGUUGAGGUAUAUAUACAUGUAGUAAGAUAAAGAUAUUAGGGUAAGUACAGACAACUGUUCGUCUGCAUUUUGACUCAGUGCUAUCAUAGCACACGCCUGCCUUCUAGAAAGAGUAGUCUUGGUUGUUGCUAUAUAUACGUUUAAUAGCAAAGUUCAUGUUUCUGUCAUGUUAUCCAUAUACACUAGACUUUGUGUUCUUAUUGUUAGUCUUACUUCAAUUGUAUUGCAGUACAGAUACUGAUAUUUUCAAAUAUCGGAACAGAUGAUGUAGGUGUAAAUGAAUGCAUGGAAAUUAUUUCAUAGCCAUGGAAAUUCAUGUUCUUUGUAAAUGAUAAAUGAAACAAAUCCUUAUGUAAUACAAAUCUAGCUUUUAGAUUACAUCUAAUGAGUUGUAGACUCAAGUUUGAGUAAAUGGGUAAAUUUUCAUUUGAGUAUUUGAUAGUGUAGAGUUGUCA